AUGUUUCCGCGACGCCGCCCCGGAUCGAGAUCCUCUGCUUGCGAGCUAGGGCCCAUCAGCGCCGAGCCACCGGAUCAGCAAACUACCCCGGAAGCUCAUCAGAGUGAACAUGCCCUGGGCUUCACCGAUAUAUACGGGUCCUUGACACCCCGUCAAGUCAGCAUCAUCACCAUUGGAUCGGCUAUUGGAACGGGCUUGAUGGUUGGUACUGGAAGAGCAUUGUCCAUGAGCGGCCCGGCAGCUAUAAUAAUCUCCUAUACUAUCGUCGGUUUCGCGGUUUACCUCGUCCUCUCUGCCUUGGGUGAAGUGGGUUCAUGGUUACCAAAACCGUAUACCGUUGCAGAUCAAGCCGUUCGAUUUUGUCAUCCUGCACUUGGAUUCAGCUUGGGCUGGAUAUUUUGGCUGAAAUAUGCUGUUGUUACACCGAACCAGCUCACAGCUGCCGCGCUGGUAGUCUCGUAUUGGGUGGGUGCAGAGCGAGUCAAUCCUGGUAUCUGGAUCACGGUUUUCCUUUCGAUCAUUGUGACCCUCAACUUCAUCAACCACCGCCUCCCGAGCAAAAUUGAGUUCUAUGUCUCUUCAUUCAAGCUUGUCGUUAUGCUUGGACUCAUGAUACUGUCCACCGUAAUUGCUCUGGGAGGCGGUCCGGAUCAAGACACAAAAGGAUUUCGGUACUGGUCGUACCCCGAUACUUUCGGCGCUCAGCACCAUCGUGAUCACGCGUUGCUGGAGAAGUUUUACCUAACCUGCUCCACGAUGUCAUCUGCCACGUUUGCAUACAUCGGAAGCGAGCGAUGUGGCUUGGCUCACUUCCCAAACGUUCGAAAAGCUACCUCACGGGCUAUCCAGAAUACAUUUUACCGAAUCAUGGUUUUCCAUCUGCUAGCAAUCACCCUUCUCGGGAUGAUUGUCCCCCACGACUCGGCAUCUGUGGCAUUUUCCAGCGAUGCGUCCCACGAAGCUGCCGCAUCCGCGUUUGUUGCGGCUCUGUAUUUGGCAGGCAUCUCCGUGCUACCGGAUUUGCUCAAUGCAUGCAUCCUGUUGUUCGUCCUGUCCAUCGCAGACUACGAUCUUUAUCUAGCAACCAAAGCAAUGUGCGACCUCGCAGAGAAGCACCGUGCGCCUGCUUUCCUGUCACGCACUACCCGGAGAGGCGUCCCGAUCUAUGCUUUAGCUGUGUGCUCAUCAACUGCAACACUGGCAUAUCUUAACGUCCGUCAAGACUCGACUGUUGUGUUUGGGUACUUCGUAGACAUGGUCACGAUGCUCGGCCUGCUCACGUGGAUCUCUAUCCUCGUCACCCAUAUCUCUUUUGUGCGAGCGCGAAAGGCUCAAGGCAUUCCUGACAAAGCGCUUGCUUUUAGAGCUCGCUUUGGUCUGCCUGGCACGUGUCUAGCUCUCGCUCUCUGCUUGUUCAUCUCCGUCGCCAUUGUAUUUGACUCUUUCAGCUUUGAUGAUUCGGGAGUUCGGACGCUCGACAUCAAGUCCUUCAUUGCUUCGUACAUCAGCAUCCCUGUGUACAUCAUCUUGAUGAUUGGGUACAAGCUUGCUGUGCAUAGUAAACGUGUUGACCCCAAGGAGGCUGAUCUAUGGACGGAUAAGUUUGAGCCUAACAGUGUGAGAGGGGAAAGCCACAGCUGA
This is a messenger RNA of Penicillium egyptiacum, 1641 nucleotides long. NCBI's taxonomy places the organism in Eukaryota, Fungi, Ascomycota, Eurotiomycetes, Eurotiales, Aspergillaceae. The record is from the annotation of a GenBank genome assembly.